AUAACAGCGCCAAAAACAGCGCCUGCUGCUGCAGCCGAGCCCAGACCUGCAGCACAGCAGCACAGAUACUCCGACCCCGCGGGCUUGCCCUCUCCGGACUAAUGCCGCUAAGAACCUAAGCCCAAUUAUCAUGAGCAGAGGAGGGGAAACUCCGCCGCUGGAGAGCCUGGAGCCGACGGGCUGGACCACUUAAAGAGGAGAGCGGAGAAUGUGGCCGGGCGAGCAGGCAGGGCGACUGACUUCAGCUGACUGACUGAGUUACUGACAUGAAGCUCGAGGUGAACGACGCCUGUGUGAGGACCCCGCUGCUCUAAAAGCGUCUUAAAGUCGUCCCGCUGUCAGUGCUGGAGGAACUCUCUCGAAGGAGACUUUAAAUAUAAAAGCACCUCCAUUAGGACUGUUUUUUUCUCCUGGGCUGGACUAGUGCUGGAGCCUCUGCUAGCAUGGAGCUCCACACGGACGUUUUACUGGUCACCGCGAACGUCGGCUCCUUGUUUGACAACGUGGGUGAAAUCGAGAGGGACUGGCUCCGGGAGUUCUUCACGACUGUGCACACACACAAACCAUGCUUCAUCGCUCUGCACUUCCAAGAGGUGGGAGGGAAAGACUACAUGGUCAACAUGGCCCACGCUGAGAACUUCUUCUGGACCAUUGAGUCGAGCUCAGAGAUGAAGGACUUUGAUCGGGUGUGCGUGUAUGUAGACAGUCAUUUCAAGGCAGAGGACAAUUUCACUGCUCUGGGCAGCAUGUACUUCAUCCACAAGUCGCUGAAGAACAUACAGCAGUAUGAUUUCAGUGCGAAGGAGUUUAAGUCCGUCUCAGGACACAACAAGUAUGUGGGCUCCCUGGAUGGAGUCGCCACGGUGGAGAAAGAAAAAUUCCCCAAGAAUUUUUGGCCUGAUAUUAAGUGGUCAAGAAAAGGCUACAUGCGGACACGGUGGAUUAUUCACAAUCAAGGCCUGGAUCUGGUGAAUGUGCAUCUGUUCCACGAUGCGUCAAACCUCAUAGCCUGCAACUCUAGCCCCUCAGUAUACUCAACAAAUCGCCAGAAAGCCCUCAGAUACAUCAUCAACAGGAUAUCAGACAGCAGCUACAGCCCUCUGCCUUUCUUCCUGUUCGGAGAUUUUAACUUCCGCCUCGACACACAAAGUCUAGUACAGAACCUCUCCACAUCUGCAGAAGUUCAGACAGUGAAGAAGGACAGCAGUAACGAGGUGGAGAAAAUCAUCUAUGAGGAGAAAGACAAUGACCACAAGGUUCUUCUCCAUAUAGAGACUAAGCUGUUUGCUUACCUGCACCAGGCAGUGUUCAGAGAGAACAAUGGAAAAGAGCUCCUAAAGUAUGACAAGGAGAUUGCAGCAUUUCACGAUGUCAUCACAGAAGAGCAGAUACUAUUUCCCCCCAGCUACCCCUACAGUGAAGACUACACUAAACCCACUCAGUACAUGAACACGCGAUGCCCGUCCUGGUGUGAUCGGAUCCUCAUGUCCCACAGCACUCAAGACAUCAUACAGAGGAGAGAAGAAGGAGAGAGUAACAUUGUUUAUAACACACUGGGCCCGAAUGUCUGUAUGGGAGACCACAAGCCUGUUUUCCUGUUUUUUGCACUGAAAAACAAUGUCCACUGACACAAAACAUGGAUGCAUUAAAGGGUUUGCUGGUGUGUGCCAGUGAAGAGAAGGAAGAUUUAGAGACUGCAGUUCACAUCAUACAGUAUCUCCAGUAUCCAGCCUGCGCAGACCCCCAAACCCUUCACACACACACUCACAGACACUCCCACACACACAUAACAGAAGGGAAUGUUUCUUUCUCUUAAGGCACAAGAGAGAAAACAUACCCUUGGUGCACAAAUUGUACAGGUUUACAGUUCUCAACACGUCUGGAAGAUUUCUCUCCAUCCUCAGUUUAACGGCAGUUAUUGACCAAAACCCUCAGUAUGUAAAUGCAUGCAAGGCCAGUUUGCACGCUGUCUCAGUUCCAGUACUGCAGUUUUCCCUGUUUUUUUGCAUGCAGAAAUUAGAAAACAGCUGCAGUCGCGUACAGUAUACUGCUGACGUUCACAAGCUCCGCCCACCAUCUCGCCUUUAUGUUGUGCAGCACACAGCUUUCAACUUUUACAUCGUAUUCAUGUGUGCAUGCAGGUUAGGUCUGAAAAAUGGGUUAGAAAUGUGCAUUCAAUAUUUUUCAGCCUUUUGCUAAUAUCAUUUUUUAAAAUAAAAAAUCUAAUUACCCAGAUGCAGGGAUUAGUCUAGGCAUCUGAUAUGUGCUUUUGUAGUUUAUAGCAGAGGAUGCUAAAGUUAAUGUUAGUACCAAAAAAAGUUUAAUUUCUGUUAAGAACAGAAAUGAUCUCCUUAAGCACUAGGUGUGUAAGAAAAUAUUCAUAUUCAUUAUAGUAUCAGAAUAUAAUGUGAAUAAUGUGAAGAUAGUGUUGUACUGUCUUUAGAUUACACUGUUUUGAUUAUUUAAAACUUUUCCUUUACUUUUUUUUUAUGAAUAUUAUGGUGUUUUCUAUACUAAAAUUGGAUUUAAAAAGGCCAUAUGACUCUCCUGGCUUAUAGUAUCACAAAACCUUUUUUAAUAUUAUGUGUUCCAGUACACAGCCUUAAUAAAUAUCAAUCUUAAUUUAGGUGCUCCAUUUUUUCUCCAAGUUGUUUAACAAAUAUACCAUAACAAAGUAAUCCAGAAACAUAAGGUUUUAUAGACUGAAGAUGGUCCAUAAAAUUAGGUGUUUAGAUGCUAAAGGACCCCUUAAAAUAAAAAAAAUUAAUCUAAGGGCACCUGAGCAAUAUUCACGAUACUCACGAUACUCAUUAAUAUGUUAAUGCCUUGUGUCUGCAUUGUUAAAAAAGCAACAGAGCGUACAAAUAUAUAUAUAUAUAUAUAUAUAUAUAUAUAUAUAUAUAUAUAUAUAUAUAUAUAUAUAUAUAUAUAUAUAUAUAUAUAUUUGCUGAGGCAUGGUGGUCUAAAAGUGAGUUGUGUUCAGGUAAAUUUCUGGUGUAUUGGUAACUUGGCAGCAGAAAACAAGGGUGCACCACUGACUGAUUAAAACACUGACAAUAAUCAGUCAACCGUCAGAUGUUUAUUGCUAUCUUGGCAAUGCAGGUUCAGCGUAUAUAUUAUAUGUAAAGAGAGAGAGUGGAACAUUAGCCUAGCAUAUUAAGUUAAGAGAAAGAGAGAAAAAGAACAUAUCAGAUGUCAGGCUUUUUUAGUCUCCUGUAUCUGGGGUAAUAAAUAAUGUUUUGUUUUUUUACCAAACUAUUCUUUAAUAACGCUUUUUAUCAAGUUUAUUUGGUUUAUAUCAGAGUGUGCAUCUUCCAUAACACGUUUACUUUGGACUGUUUAGUACAGAUAUUUAUGGGCAAAAGGCUGAAAAAAUAUUAGAAAAGCACAUCAAGAACAGCGGCAUUCAUGAUGUUGCCUAAUUUUGCAUCCUAUUACUUGCUUUUAAAAUAUAUCGUAAAGAUAGGUGACACAUCAGCAGCACCUUUAGCAGGUCUGUGGGUGCCUAUGCUGAGGGCUCCACUCGUGCAUUCCAUUCUUUCAUCCUUCCAUCCUGUGUGUCUGUCAGUGUCUCAGCGGUGUUAUAACUCAGAUAUUAUCAGAUCAAUAGAAUUUGUACGUGAGGACCACCAGGGACGAAUUCAAAAGCCAUCCGCACUGUGUGUAAUAUGGAAAUCCCACCCAGAGCAGAGCAGAACAGGGCGACAGGCUCUCAGACUUUUAAUUAGAGCUUGAGCGAGUUACUGAAUACUAAUAUCCAGCUGCUUACGGACCUUGCUGUUAAAAACAACAGACAGGUUAUGGUUCUCAAUGCUAUAAUAUUUUAUCUGAAUAGAAUAGGGCUGUAUUUUAGGGACAGAUAAGCAGAAUGCUAGUAUAGCGAUUAUGUUUCUAAAUACUCCCAUUACAAUAUGCUGAACUAAAUAGUAUAUAAACACUGGUGAAUGUAUAAGGUAAUGUUAUUGUUAAAAUUCUGCCUACAUUAUUUAGUUUCUUCACAAAAUCCAAAUCCACAAAAACCCACCCAGAACUGUGAUUGGUCAGGACUUUCACAGCACACAGUUGCACAUUGCAAAAAUAUUGACUGAAAGUUGCUGUAUUGUGCAGCCCUAGUACAUGCAUUAUGUGUCUUAACCUUAGGUAUGUUUUAUUUUAUCAUUUCUUGUUUAAGUUUGGUUUUAGAUUGGUUACAUAGGCAGUUAAAAACAAGCAAGCCACUGUUCUGAAAUUAGCACUGAAUUCAUUAUAAAUCUCCUCACUGUCAGUCGCCUCAAGCCCUUCUUCUGGAGAUGACCUCUGAAGGCAGUAAUUGGUUGCAGUGGGAUGAAUUGGGGAUGUACCCAAGUCUAGGUUUUCUUUAAGAUUUUAUUCAUCAAGUGUAGAAUUUAUUCAUUGAGAUUUUUUUUUGCCUCAGUCGAGCAAAUCAUCACUGUAAACAUAAAUUUAAGACUUUUUGGAAAACUUUCUCUAAUGGCAAUUCCAAUUGUUCAUAUUUUUGAUUGAUAAAAUAGUUAAGAUGUGAACAUUGUUGUUUAGGAGGAUCUGAAGAGACAUGCCAUUUUAGGAAAAAAAUACUGAUUACAGUAGCAGUGAAUAAAUUGUUAACAAAAGCUUAAAGGUAUAAGACAAAAUAUAUGCAUACAGAUACACUGUUUGAUACUGCAACAAUGUUUUUAGAAAGCUUUGGGGAGAUGGGUUAAGGAUAAAAUGCUCCAACAAAGUCCAACAAAACGCAAAACAAAACAAACUAUGUGAACAUAUUGUCUCCACUGAUUGGUCAGAGCUGCCUGGGGUGGGGCAGAACAGCUGUUUAGCUCAAACAUGAGGAGUUUAUUUGAUAGUUGGGUUGGAUCAAUGUCGGAUCACGUUCUCAUAGAUGUAGACAAUAUAAUGAUAUUUUAUCGUAUCGAAUAUGCUUUAAUAAUACUGUGGAUAAAAACUUUAAUGAAAAUUAAUGUACCAUGCAUAAGAAAGUAUUUGAAAUGCAAUUUUUAACAAUAUGCCACCUCUGCUUACCUCACAUUUUGUGUGUGUAAAAAUGUUGCAGUAAAUACUGUCUUUAAAUAUAAUGUUAUAAUAGCAGAUUAUGUACAGUCUGUUCAUAUCAAUAUCGAAAUUAGAUUGUAUCGACUGAAAUUAAGAAAUGUAUCACAACACAUUUUGGCCAUAUUGUCCAGCUAUAUCGUUCUCUCCACACAAAAAAAAGUUAAUUUAGGACCAGACCACGUCCUCUUAGGGGUCUCGAUGCGGUUCUUUUGUUCCGAAAUCUUGAGAAUGAUUACUGUAAUCACAUUUUAUUAUUUUACUAAACAGUCCUGGUGUGAAAAACAACCUUAAAGUUUAAUUUUUAUUUUAUUUGUCCAUUUAUUAUUAUUACCAUAUAUUUUUAAAUAUUCACAUAAUAUUGAAGUAAUCUAAAAAUUGAAUUGGUUUUGAUCAACAGUGAUGAUAUCUGAUCAUGCUCCAGUAUUGCUAUUGCCCUGAUGAAAGUGAGGUGAAUGUAGCAGACAGACAGACUUAGGUGCUUAUAUAUGUGGCAGUUUUACUCAGACUUACCCAGCCACCAUUUCUAUUAUUCUAUUAUCUGCCUUCAGGGGUUAUUUCUCUAAGGGGCUUGAUGUUACUUUUAGGCAAUUCCGAUCUGUAUGCUGGCUCUUCUGUAGUAUUAGAACAGACUGUGAAUAGCCACCUACCAUAUAUUCCUUUCUAAGUUACGUAGCAGUUUCUUAUUGUGAUGUCUGAUUUGUUUCACUUGUACAUACCAGGGUAAAAAGGGGUUUUGGAAAUGUAAUGAAGACUCCUUACCUUAUAUAUAAAUGUGUAACAAUAUAAGAUAUAAGAUAGUUAAACAAACAGUGCAUGGCUUACAGAUGUUCAGUCAUACCGUGGAUCAUUAAACUCACAACAAUUUAAAGACUGCAGAUCAGGCCACAUGUCCCGUGCUGUCACUGCUGGAUAUUUCUUUAUUUUAGAAGUGAGCCGUUUAAUCAGCUCGUCAUCAAUAUUCAUUAAGUAUCAUUUAAGUGGGCACAAAGCGAUUAUACAGAUCUGACAAGGGAGUCAUUAGUUCAACUGGACUAGAAUGUAUUGAUUUUAUUCGUGUAAUCUGAAUGAGCGUCCACCAAACCGGUAAUUCUGGAAUCAGUAGUAGAUCAAUGAUUUAAGUGAGAAGGUUAAAUUACGUGGCCCAUUUGUCAAUAAUGGACUUGUUGGAGUUGAUUCAUGGUGUGCUCGACAUAAUAUAUUGCUCUCAAGGGCAUCGUUCGGAACCAAAGUUCAAUAUGAGGCCGUGAUGUUGGUGGAUGAGAGAAGAGAGAAAGACUUGCGUUUGUUUGCAGUUUUGCGAUUUUUAAACACUACGGAUUUGCUAAAGUGUAAUUUAUAUUUUUGUACAUAAGCGUAAUAUACGUAAGCAGCGAUCGUAAGCCACUGUUCUUAGCUUCUAAUCUCCUCAGGCUUAUGUAGCUAUUCACAUUUGCACCUUCUUGGGGAUCUGUUUUAUUUUCAACGUCGUUCUACGAUGUGUGAGUUGAUUUAGGACCACUCGAGAGUUGUGUUUGUCGUUCAGUAGCUUUUACAGUAUAGCAUUGUUUUAGAAAUUUUAUAACAAUGUCACACACAUUUUAACAUUAACACUGUUAUCAAUAUUUUUCGAAAAUAAAAUAUUUGAAGCAAUCUUCUUUAAGGGGAAAUGGGUUGAAAAAUGGUCAUAAAUGCUAUUUUGUUUUUAUGUUAUUUUAUUUUCUUAUAUGUGUAAGUUAACUGAAUUAAUCACCCCUCAAGUUUACCAGGUUCAGCACUUUUUUCCCUUUUAUUAUUAGUUACACUGGACUUUUGACAUUGAGCAAAACUGGGAGCACUUGUCUUGAACCCUGCUAAAUAACACUGAGACUGAUAUGCCGUCAAGCGUCGUUAAGAAGUAAUGGGGCAAUUUCAUAAAACUGUUGGCAAGCUAAAUGUGUGGCAUGGUAUUUAAAUUCUGUUUAUAAAGUUUGUCACAGUGGUGCUGCUUGAUUCAUGCAGCUCAAUUUUUACACAGUAGCGUCCAGUCACAAAAUGGAUAUAAAUAAUCAACUAUAUAAAUAACAUGUAUGAGUACCUUAGAUCCAUAUUUAAUAUUGACUGAGUGGGGAGAAAAUAACAGAUAUGGCACAGAUAGACACAAAAUUAAAAAAAAAAAAUUACCAAGAAAUUACCACUAGAAUCAUUCAGGUAAACUUACUUUGCAAGGCAAUGUGGUGUAUAAAUCACUAACAGUGUAUGCAAAUAAGGGAAAAAUGCAAUAGUGCCACACUAAUCCCACAGUAAUCCUCAUUUUUGAAUAAGCAAUCGUUAUUACCACAGUGCUGUUUUCUCUUAUAGAUCCCUUAAUACAUUUUGUCCUUUUUGCCAGUUAUUAUAACAGUGUUAUGUUUGCAUUACCGGUAACUGUCAUUACAUGCUAAUUAAAAAUGACAACUUUAAACAUACAAUGUUAUUAAAGUCUGUCACAAUGACAGUUUCUGGUAUAGCGAUACAGAGAUUUUGAGUCAAUACAUCUCAGUACUGGUAUAUUGCGAUACUGCAAGCAAGGCAAUAUAGUGUAAUUAUUUAAAUCAUACUAUCAUAGUGUGAAAAACACACUAGCAUAUAAAAUCUAUAAAGGGCCCUAUCGUAUUCUUUGCCUAAGGUGCACUGAGAUGCUCAUUACUGUCUUACACCAUGAGAACAUGAGUCUAUGUUCACGCCUCUAGAACCUCAUUAGAACCUAGACAGACGUCAACCAUCAGGCGUUUAUUGCUAUCUUGGCAACCUAGGCACGCAGUGUGUUCACAAACCAUGCAUACCCCCGGCUUCAUUGCACACACACACACAGACAUGCACCACUGCAUGAAAAUCCAACUUUUACAUCAACAGUAAGGUCAGUUUCCCCCGCUGUGAAGCACAAAAACGUUGCGCCAUUAAAAUAGCAAUCCACCAAAGUCAAAGUGCACCUCUGUCUUAAAUGAAAUAGCGUUUUGAUUUAUUGAUUUAUUGGUUUACUACACAUUAUGGCCAAAACACACUCAUGAUUAAUUAAGAGAAUUAUGACAUGCCUUUUGUGGAUUUAGAGAAGCGCAAGGUGUACUAUUCCUGUUGUUACGAUAGCAAAGACACACUGACACGCCCUAAAUCAAGCUGCACGGUGCACGCUUGAUGGCUUUCAAGCAGACGCUGCAUUUUUUUUAAAUAUAUACAGCCUUGCAAAACUAAAUAUUGCAUUUUUUUAUAUUAAUAUUUUUUACAUCCCUAUUCGUAAUACAAUCUUGGCACUGUAAAAUUUAUAGAACAUAUAUCAUAUAACAUAUAUCUGUUGAUGACGUGCGUUUGUCAGUGUUAUAUGGCAAGGUCAAGAGAAGUGUUACCAUAAAUCUUUACUAUGACUUUUUUAAGCCAGUGAAAACUAUUUAAACCAGAUCAACAUGACUUUAGUCCAAAACUAAUGAAGAAUUGAACUAAGCCAGCUCAAGGUUGAAUGAGCCCAGUUUUUUUUUUUUUUUUUUUUUUCAUUUUAUUUUGUUUUAUUUGCUCAGACAGAGGAAUCUGGGCAACUCGUACAGAUCGAUUGCAUUUAAGAGGUUUUGAAAGAGAAGGACCACUUAAAUCCUGGGUUGUCGAAGCCUGGCUCUUCACCAUUAAUGCGUUUGAGAAGAUUAAUGAUGCAGUGAUGCAGCAGGUUCAGAUUUCUGCGCUGGGCCGAAGGGAAAGAUGUCAAUAGUGGAAUGGGGCUGUUUGGUGCAGGAAAGUGAUUUUGUGAAGUUCAUUGGAUCAAAUAAUGAUGUUAACAAUCAUAUCCAUAGCCUGAAACACUCAACUCAGACAGAGUAAGGACUGAUGUACUGAUAUCACAAGUACAUAACACUGUACUGUUGCAGUCCUAAUCUAAAACGAGCUUCUUAUCCUUACUCACACAGAUCUGCAGGUGUGCAGGGGUAACUGUGCCAAAAGUGUCUUUUUUUUCUUUUUUCAUUUUAUGCUUCCUCUUUUUAGUUUCAUGUUCAGCACCUUUGAUGUUACUUGGCAGGUAGGAGUCGUCUAACUUUAGACAGUCCUGCAGUGAGCCUUUCACUAGACUGCAUUGCUUAUUGGCUGCAAGCUAAAACCAGCAUUGUCUGCCUGUACCUCUGAAUAGCUGAAGCUAACAUUGAAAUUACCCUAAGAUCCCUGUCAUUAUAUAUGAUCAUAACAAAAAUGAAUGUUUCUUUUUCAAAAUGAUAUGUUAAUAUGAAUUGUGUGUUUUAAUUCCUUAUAAAGUGUAUAUAUUCAUCAUAA
This is a messenger RNA of Astyanax mexicanus (Mexican tetra), 9291 nucleotides long. RefSeq names its product inositol polyphosphate-5-phosphatase L (gene inpp5l). The transcript has 16 exons. The record is from RefSeq and is a predicted model, not a curated record. The coding region runs from base 444 to 1628 and encodes 394 amino acids. Gene Ontology annotation, biological process: phosphatidylinositol dephosphorylation. Lineage: Eukaryota; Metazoa; Chordata; Actinopteri; Characiformes; Acestrorhamphidae. Gene Ontology annotation, molecular function: inositol-polyphosphate 5-phosphatase activity.